GAAAGAGGAGGGCAAAGAUGCAGUUCAAGAUGGGGAGCGUCCUGCUGUCUCUUCUCUUCUGGCACCAAGCGGUGCUGGCACUGUCUCCUGGCGAGGAUGAGAGGCUGGAGCUGUGGCACAGCAAGGCUUGCAAAUGCGACUGCCAAGGAGGUCUUAACUCGGUAUGGUCCAGCAGGACUAACACCUUAGAGUGCAUGCCAGAGUGCCCCUACCACAAGCCCUUGGGCUUUGAGUCCGGCGCCGUCACCCCCGACCAGAUCAGCUGCUCCAACCCCGAGCAGUACACGGGCUGGUACUCCUCGUGGACCGCCAACAAGGCCCGCCUCAACAGCGGUGUCCCCCGCAGGUGCGCGUGGCUCUCCAAGUACCAGGACAACGGGCAGUGGCUGCAGAUCGACCUCAAGGAGGUGAAGGUGAUCUCAGGGAUCCUCACGCAAGGGCGCUGUGAUGCCGACGAGUGGAUGACCAAGUACAGCGUGCAGUACCGCACCGACGAAAACCUCAACUGGGUUUACUACAAGGACCAGACCGGCAACAACCGGGUUUUCUAUGGCAACUCGGACCGCUCGUCCUCAGUCCAGAACCUGCUGCGCCCCCCCAUCGUGGCCCGCUUCAUCCGCCUCAUCCCGCUGGGCUGGCACGUGCGCAUCGCCAUCCGCAUGGAGCUGCUCGAGUGCCUGGGCAAGUGCUCCUGAG
Tinamus guttatus (white-throated tinamou) is the source of this 696-nucleotide messenger RNA. The record is from RefSeq and is a predicted model, not a curated record. Lineage: Eukaryota; Metazoa; Chordata; Aves; Tinamiformes; Tinamidae.